This is a messenger RNA of Phytomonas sp. Hart1, 2346 nucleotides long. The record is from the annotation of a GenBank genome assembly. NCBI's taxonomy places the organism in Eukaryota, Euglenozoa, Kinetoplastea, Trypanosomatida, Trypanosomatidae.
AUGCUUGCAGCGGGUGAACUAAUUGUUAGUGAUAAAGUGGUCCCUGUGGCAUCAUUGCCACAAGCCAUGGCAUCGUAUUGUGAUGUGAUGUGGAUUUUGUGUGAUGAUGCGAGAUGUGAGAUUCGAAAUGUGCGAACAGCCGAGGUUGUGAAAAGACUUGAACGCAAUGAUACAACCAAGGCGGCUGAACAAUCGCCGCUUAGUAAUGAUCGAUCUCAUCCACUCCUUCUGCAUGUAACAAAGAGUCAAGUAUCAGAGAACAACUACCCAGGCUUGGUGACGGGGAAUGACGAAACUAAGCGCUUUCCACUCCAAAUCUCUGCGAUUUUGGUCCUUCAGACGUGCGUCGGUGGGCCGCAGGUUUGGUUAGGUCUCUCAGACGGUACGAUAGAGGUUCAUCACGCCAAAACGAUGGAGCUGUGUGCCACGCUACGCCAGCACCUCGACGGUAUCCUUUCCUUUGCCGAGUUCGGGGGUUUUGUGUAUUCAAGUGGUAACGACCAGCGCGUUGUGCAGUGGCGCGCCGCGAAGCUUUGCUACGAGCGGACCUUCACGACGGCCCCAGGCCAGCGCGGGGCGGUGUGGUGUAUGUGCGCCGAGGGGAACGUCUUGGUGACUGGUUCUGAGGACCGCGCCGUGCGGGUGUGGGAUGUCGGCAGCGGCCGGCUGCAGCUCACUGGCUACGUCCACGCCAAGAGCGGGAGCGUCACGGCUCUAUGCCGGGUCCGUGACGCCAUGUGGUCCGGCGAUGCGGCUGGGCAAGUGGUCUACUGGCAACUCCAUACCUGUGAGGCCUUCGACGUCUUCAAGCCGCACCAAACGUCGGUCACCGCCCUUCAAAGGGUCGGUGGUCGCACCUAUUCGGGUGCCGCAGACGGCACAGUUGCAAUAUUUUGCAACGAAACUGCGACGCUGCUGAUGCGUCUGAAUAUGCAUUCGAGAAAGCGAGUUACUGGAAUUGCCUCCCCUGCUCAGCUUAGCCGUUAUGUGAUUUGGUCUGCGGACUCCCGCGGCUUCGUUCGGUGCUGGUAUCAAGAUGAGUACAUCCACAUGACGCGUGAUUAUGAAUACUUUAGCGAAGCAACGUGGUAUCUGUCUGGGUCGACCCCGUACCAUGAAUUCCGCGAUUCCAUAGCUGCCCACAUCGAAGAACUUCAAAACCACCCAUACAAUAAAGAACACGACAGAAUGCAAAUUCAUCCCAGUGCAAUGCGGAUUGAAGGCCCGGAGCUGCAGAAGCAGUACAGGAAGUUACAAGAACUGAUUCCCAUAAUGGAAGAGCGUGUGGUGAAAGAAACCGAAAGUCUUCAGAAACGAAAAGCCGAAAUGGGUCAGCUUGAAAAAGACCUGAUGAACCAAAUAAACCUCCUAGGAUCCGCACAUCACGAGCUAAACGCUCUCAUGCCAGGUGCAGCGGACCGUCUAAAAGCUACACUGCCACCUCUCCCUUCAAUAGUGAUGCAAACAAAUGCAGACGGGCAAAUCUCCUUGUCAUUGCCAUCUGUGUCACUCCCUGUAUCGAAACCAUGUGCCUCUCCAACCGCUGCGCAUUCGACAAGUUUUGCAACCACAUCAGUUCCUCUGGGGACCGUCGCGCUCCCAACUAAUUUGGUAACCACAUCAUCAGUGCCUUUGGCCUCCGCUUUACCCUCAACGAGUUUUGCAGCCCCAUCAAUGCCUUUGACCACCACUGCAGUAUCCCUAACAAGUUUGGCAACCCCAUCAGUUCCUUUGGCAACUGCCGUGCCCCAAACUAGUUUGGCAACCUCAUCAGUGCCUUUGGCAACUGCCGUACCCCAAAGUAGUUUGGCAACCUCAUCAGUGCCUUUGACUGCAGCCCCACCCUCAACUAGUUUUACAGCCCCAUCAGUGCCUUUGGCAACUGCCGUGCCCUCCGCGUAUGGCGUCGGUGGUUCUCUUCAGCCGCCAUCAAUCCCACCGCCGCCACCUGCGCGAAGCGACGCAACUCACGCCAGCAUUCUCACACCGGCAGCGCCUGCUAUUGCUGGAAGUAGUGGAGCUGGUUCAGCAGUCCCACCGACCCAGAGCGGGAUUCCCGUAGGAACUGAUGCGAUAAAGGAAAAAGAAAGCGCUAAUGCUUUACUGUCGAUUCCGCUGGAUUUGGGGAGCAAGAUUUGGAAUGGGGUCUCGUGGGUAAAUCCAAACGUCGGGAACUAUAUUCAGCGACGGUACUACGGUGCCGAACCAAGUUUGCGCACGCCGGAUAUUAUGAAACGGAUACAACCGAAGCGUCUUCCAGAAAUAAAGGUUCUCCCUCUCCAACGUAGCAAAAGCACUGAACCAAAGUCCGUGAAAGGUAAUAAAGAGACACUUAAGGCGCGUUAG